Molecule: messenger RNA, 545 nt
Organism: Emiliania huxleyi CCMP1516
Lineage: Eukaryota; Haptophyta; Isochrysidales; Noelaerhabdaceae
Exons: 2
Source: RefSeq, a predicted model, not a curated record
CUGCUUUGCUUCGCGUUUCAAAAGAUGGCUUCCGCGCUCCGCCCGGGCGUGCUUGCGUGCGGGAUCCUCGCCAACACAUAUGUCGCGAAGCUGUACAUGUCGUUCGGCAUCCGCAUCUCCGGCAAGAUUGGCACCGACGAGGGCGCAAACGCAUCGAAAGCGCAGCUGAACGAGGCAGAGUACUCGGGACCGUUUUUGGCUGCGCUCCUCUACCUGUCUGCGAAAGGCGUCGAGUGCUCCUACGGUGGUGUGAUUGCGCUCCUCGGCCAGGUUGUCUACACCUGGAGCCGCAUCUUCGGUCUCCCCAUCUUCCCCAUCGGAGCCCUCACGAGGUACAUUGCGCUCCCGAUGCUCAUCACCUCCAUCUACAAGACCCUCGAUUGAGCGGGGCGUUUACGCCGCAGCACGAACCCCCCUCGCUCAAGGACUUUUGCGCGACUGUAGUUCAAAACGGGUCUUGAGUCCAUGUGCGCCAGGUGGACUCAUGACUGUGCGCCAGGGGGAAGGGUGGCGUCACGACGAUUGAAUGCGCACGCAAGGAUCUU